Messenger RNA from Phaedon cochleariae (mustard beetle), 847 nucleotides. The record is from the annotation of a GenBank genome assembly. Lineage: Eukaryota; Metazoa; Arthropoda; Insecta; Coleoptera; Chrysomelidae.
AUGAAUGGUGAUGAGAAUAUGCAAUUCAGAAUUUGGGUUGUUAUCAUGGUACAUUCAGGAGGAAAUCUACAAAAUACGUCAAAACUCUCGUUUCUCUCUUUCGAUGUUGCUUUCAAUUUAUCUAAAAUUCUUGAACUUCCUCAACAACAUGUCAAUAGGGCAAAGCCUAGUUACCAACACGGCUCCAAAGAUCUAGAAGGCGUUCCAGACCUGCAGUCAUUCGGAGAAACCAAAUAUCCUAAAUACGACAUUCUCGACCUAGGAGAGUACUCCAAGGGCCACCUUCCAGGCGAUGAAAUCCAUAUCACGAAGCACGUGACCAUCAAAGAGCCACAGCCAUACCCCGUAAAGAUUCCAGUACCGCACCCUUACCCUGUGCCAGUUGCCAAGCCCUAUCCUGUCGUGGAGACCAAAUAUGUGAAGGUACCCUAUGCGGUACCUUAUGAGAUUCAGAGACCGGUGCCGGUACCUAUAGAGGUAGCUAAGCCGUAUCCAGUUUCGGUUCAUGAGAAUUCUGGAUGGAAUGGUGAUUUGCACCAAGCUGGGUCUGGCCAUAAUUAUGGUGUGCAAGAGACCAACGGAGAUGGUUAUUACGGUUCACAUUUGAAUUAUGAAGCUCAAGGGGAUGGUGAUGCUCAAUAUCACCAGUCUGAAGAGCCACAAGAAUCAAAUGUAUCUCAAGAAAGUCAGGAAGGUCGAGGAGGUUGGACUGGACUUCAGUCACCGGAACAUCAAUGAAAACAUUCAAAUAUCUCAAAAUGAGAUAGAUGGUUACAUAGAAAUUUCAUGAGUGACUGAUUUAUUUUGUGAUCGAAGAAUGAUUUAUAUUUGUUAUUGUUUUUGUUAU